Molecule: messenger RNA, 3096 nt
Organism: Penicillium verrucosum
Lineage: Eukaryota; Fungi; Ascomycota; Eurotiomycetes; Eurotiales; Aspergillaceae
Exons: 4
Coding region: 1-3096 (1031 amino acids)
Source: RefSeq, a predicted model, not a curated record
AUGAUGGAAUUUGGAAUUCCAAACCUUGGUAAAAGGGUUAUGGCCCAUGUCAUUGACAAUUUGGCCGAGACGGAUCCUGACAGGAAAGUGUGUUCCAUUCCAGAGAGCCCCGGUAUCUCCGAGGUCUUUGUGGACUUCAGCGUCAAGAACCUGGCACACGCGAUCAACUACAUGUCCUGGUGGAUUGUGAAAGAAUUUGGAAAAAGUGACUCUUUCAACGAAACCUUGGCGUACCUCGGAUUAAAUGACGUGCGUUAUCUGGUGGUGGUUAUUGCAUGUAACAAAACUGGCUACAAGCCCUUGCUAUCAUCUACGCGUAACUCCCAGGCAGCCCAUGUUCGCCUUUUUGAGAUGACAAACUGCUCUAAGCUUGCUUACAGCUCCGAGAAACGACGAAAAGCAGAGGAAAUAUGCUCCGCCGCCCCUUAUGUUAUCAGCUAUGAAAUACCAUCAUUGGAGGAUAUGAUGUCCCAGGAUACCAGUGCAUAUCCGUUUUCGGGGACUUUUGAGAAUGUAACGAAUGAAGUGGCAUUCAUAGCCCACAGCUCGGGAACAACAGGAUUUCCGAAGCCAAUCCAGCUUACAUUUGGAUAUUUUGGUGCUUUGGACUAUGGAGCCCACGUUCCCAUUCCACCAGGCCGAACAGCCGGAGUUCCAGAUAGAUUGACCCCUAAUGAUUUGAUCCUUUCCACAACUCCAUUCUUUCAUCUCAUGGGGUUUGCGUUGCUUAUCAUGGCCGAGUUCCAUGGAAUUCCGUGCGUGAUCCUGCCAGACAAGCCGCUAUCAGCGGACCUAGUGAGCAGCGUACUUUCCAGUACUCAGCCUACCGCAGCACUUUUCCCUCCAUCUAUCCUAGAGGACCUUUCUGCAAAUUCCGAAUCGAUACAUGCCAUCUCCAAACUCAAGCGUGUGUAUUUCGGCGGUGGACCCCUCUCUCCCGAGGUCGGCCGCAAGGUCAGUGAAUGUACUCAACUUGUUAGCUUCCUUGGAAUGACAGAGGGCGGCUUCGUGUUGUCCCUUCUACCGCAGAACGGAGACUGGUCUUACUUUGAGUGGAGUCCCACAUUUGGUAUUGAAAUGGAACACGUCGAGAAUGGACUACGUGAGAUGGUCUUAUGCAGACACGAAAAACCUGAACUUCAGCCAAUUUUCCACACAUUCCCCGAUCUAGAAUGCUAUCACACAAAGGAUUUGUACUCGCCACAUCCAACUAUCCCCAACCUGUGGAAGUUCCAUGGUCGUUUGGACGAUGUGAUUGUGCUCAAUAAUGGCGAGAAGUUCAACCCAGUCACAAUGGAGAAGGUUAUUGAGGGACAUCCCUUGGUAGCUCGAGCGGUUGUCGUUGGGCUCGGUAGAUUCCAAACAGCCCUGUUGAUCGAGCCGAGCUGGAAUCAAUGGGAUGCUGUUCCCCCGGGGAAUAACUUGAUUGACAUUGUCUGGCCGAAAGUGCAGGAGGCUAAUCGUAUCAGCCCGGCACAUGGACAUGUCAUGAAAAAUAAAAUCGCACUAGCAUCCAAAGACAAACCUUUCGCCAUGACACCAAAAGGAAGCACCCAGCGAAGACUUGUGACAGACAGUUACAAGGACGAAGUUGAAAAACUCUACACCUUACCCGAUGUGGAAGGGAUACCAUUUACCCUGCCGCCCUCUCCAGAGUUCCCAAACAUCGUCGAAUUUGCUCGAAAUCUUGUGUUCUAUGUUUCGGAUAUCAUUUCAUGUGCAGAUGAUGCCAAUCUUUACGACGUCGGACUUGACUCAUUGCGCACCAUACAGCUGGCGUCUGCCCUCCGGGCAACCGGGUUCCAGGAUAUAACUCCGCAAAUGAUCUAUAUACACCCUAGCAUCGAAGAGAUCGCGAUUCUCCUACACGGUAUUCUAUAUGGGGCACAGAAACAGACAAUUUCAAGGCGUGAAAAGAUCGACCGGCUGGUCACAAAUUAUACGACUGAUCUCCCACAACAGAACUAUGUCCACAAUGUGUGCGGUACGGACAUGCUUACCGUGGCACUCACAGGAUCCACUGGGUCACUUGGCAGCUAUUUGCUUGAUUCCUUGCGAUCUGAUAAGACUGUAGGCAAGGCGUACUGCUUAACAAGAGAUGGGAAGGAAGAAAGGCAACGAAAAGCGUUUCAAGAACGUGGUCUGGACCCGACCAUCCCUGAUAAGGUUAAAUUUGUUCAAACAUCCCUGGGCGAACAUCAGCUCGGCAUUGAUGAUGCCACAUAUCAGGAGAUGCUUCGAUCUGUUGAUACUGUCAUACACAAUGCCUGGAGGAUGGACUUUAACAUUUCUGUCGAUUCAUUCGAACAAGUUCAUAUCCGAGCUAUGCGCAAUCUGAUAGAAUUUAGUAUAAAGAGUGCGCAUCGAGCUCACAUACAUUUCCUCUCUUCCAUCGGAGCCAUUGGAGGAUGGACGAUACUCAAUGGGCCUGUCAUUCCUGAGCUUCCAUUCGAGGAUUGCGAUGUUGCACUUCGCCAGGGAUAUGGAGAGGCAAAACAUAUAUGUGAGCGCAUCUGUUUGGCCGCCACUCAAACGGCCGGGGUACCAACUAGCAUUCAUCGCCUGGGACAAAUUGCCGGACCGCGCACGGAAAGUGGUUUUUGGAAUGUGCAGGAAUGGCUGCCCGCCAUUGUGGCCACCUCCAAGUUUCUCGGCAAAAUCCCGUCCACUCUAGGGGAAUUCCAGGUCGAUUGGGUUCCAGUGGACCUGCUUUCUAAGAUUGUUGUGGAAAUCGUUCACACCCGCCAAAAGACACAGCGAGAAAGUCGUUUCUCGGUUUUUCACCUAGUCAACCCUUCGACUACAUCGUGGAAGAGUCUUCUCCAGCCAAUCCAUGCCCUCUAUGAGCUGGAAUCAGUGGAGAUGGAGCAGUGGAUCGAAGAACUGAAACAAAUAAAGUCCCCGACACGAGAAGACCUUGCAAAUAAGCCUGCGCUGAAGUUGCUUAGUUUCUACCAAAGUCUCGUGGAAGGUCAAGGGGUUCUUUCCGUCCCUCUUGAGAUAGAACACACAAAAGCGGCAAGUGCAACAAUGAGAUCACUGCCACCGAUUACGCCAGAUAUGAUGGCGAACUGGCUGAAGCAAUGGGCGUUCUAG